Molecule: messenger RNA, 1215 nt
Organism: Didymodactylos carnosus
Lineage: Eukaryota; Metazoa; Rotifera; Eurotatoria; Philodinida; Philodinidae
Source: the annotation of a GenBank genome assembly
AUGGUUGGUGGUCAUAAUAGUAUGUUUGAAUAUGAUAAAAAUACAAUAUGUAAAUUGGGAGAUCCUCAUGAAGUAGAUUUUUAUCAAUUGAUGCCCGAGAUGCUCAAAACAUUUACACCCGAAUAUAGAGGUAUAAUUACUGUUCAAUAUCAUGUCGAUGAGAAUGGAGUCAUUACACUUGUUGCAUCUCAUGAUCAUUCUGAAAGUAAUAAUAGUCAAGUAGAAGAUGAUAUAUCAUUAUCUGAACAAAUAAGUCAACGUCAAUCAUCAACAAAUAAUCGAAUUGAUUUAAAACCACAAGCAUCAGCGAUAAAUACAACAUCAGAAGUAUCAAAAUUGAAUUGUACAAAUAGUUUAAAAAAAUCUACACAAUGUUUUAAAGAUGGUCAUGUAGAAAGUUCAAUAAUAUUUCCAUCAUCUACUGGUUUACUUGAUGUUAUAAAUUAUGAACAAAGUAAAACAGUAGCAAAAAUAAAUCCAUGGUGUUUAAAAAUGUGUAAACAACAAGAAGAAAAGAUGCAUCAAAUGAUGGGAAAUAAUGUAGAACAUACAGUCUCAGAAACUUUUAUGUUGCUUGAAAAUAUUACGGCACGUUUUAAAUAUCCAUGUGUGUUAGAUUUAAAAAUGGGUAAACGUCAGUAUGGUGAUGUAGAUUCAGAUAAAAAAAAAUUAUCAAAAAUACAAAAAUGUGAAUUAUCAACAUCAUCAACAUUAGGUACAAGAGUUUGCGGCAUGCAGGUUUAUCAAGCUAAUUCUGGCCGUUAUAUGUUUUUCGAUAAAUAUGCUGGUCGUAGUUUAACUAUUGAUGGAUUUAAACAAACACUUCGACAAUAUUUAGACAAUGGUGUACAAAUACGUACUGAUGUUAUUCAACCAAUACUGGAACGUUUACAUACAUUAUAUACGGUUAUAUGUACACUUUCACGAUAUCGAUUUUAUAGUGGUAGUUUAUUGAUUAUUUAUGAAGGUUCACAACAGCAACAAGAGCAAUCAAUGUCAGAUGAAUCUAGAUUAAUUGAUAUAAGAAUGAUUGAUUUUGCUCAUUCAUUGCGUGCACCCACUAGUUCCGAUGUAGGAUCAUUACAUACUGGACCAGAUAAUGGUUAUUUAUUUGGUUUAAAUAAAAUAAUGGAAUUUUUAAAGGAUAUAUUAAUAGAAAAAAGUACAACAACAACAACAGUUGCUACGACACCAACAAUGGAAAAACGAGAAUAG